Molecule: messenger RNA, 2117 nt
Organism: Saccoglossus kowalevskii
Lineage: Eukaryota; Metazoa; Hemichordata; Enteropneusta; Harrimaniidae
Source: RefSeq, a predicted model, not a curated record
GAAGGAGGUGAAGAUUCACCUGGCAACAAAGGAGGUGGGGAAGGUGGUUGUACAGAUUGGCCUGGCAAUGAAUGAGGUUGAGAUUGGCCUGGCAAUGAAGUGGGUGAAGAAGGUGGUGGUGAUUGGCCUGGCAACAAAAGAGGUGGAGGAGGUGGUGGUACAGAUUGGCCUGGCAAUGAAGCGGGUGGAGUUUUACAUUGCAAUGAAGCAGGUGGAGAUUCACCUUGCAAUAAAGCAGGUGGAGAAAGUGGUAGAGAUUCGCCGGGCAACAAAGGAGGUAGAGAAGAAGGCGGUGAGUGGUCUGGCAAUGAAGCAGGUAGAGAAGGUGGUGGAGAUUGGCCUGGCAAUGAAGCAGGUAGAGAUUCGCCUGGCAACAAAGGAGGUGGAGAAGAAGGCCUGUGAUUGGCCUGACAAUGAAGCAGGUGGAGAUUCAACUGGCAAUGAAACAGGUGGUGGAGAUUGGCCUGGCAAUGAAGGAGGUGAAGAUUCACCUAGCAAUGAAGGAGGUGGAGAAAGUGGUGGAGAAUGGCCUGUCAAUGAAGAAAGUUGAGAUUGGCCUGGCAAUGAAGCGGGUGGAGUUUCACAUUGCAAAGAAGCAGGUGGAGAUUCACCAUGCAAUGAAGCAGGUGGAGAUUCACCAUGCAAUGAAGCAGGUGGAGAAGGUGGUGGAGAUUGGCCUGGCAAUGAAGGAGGUGAAGAUUCACCUAGCAAUGAAGGAGGUGGAGAAGGUGGUGGAGAUUGGCCUGUCAAUGAAGGAAGUUGAGAUUGGCCUGGCAAUGAAGCGGGUGGAGUUUCACAUUGCAAAGAAGCAGGUGGAGAUUCACCAUGCAAUGAAGCAGGUGGAGAUUCACCUUGCAAUGAAGCAGGUGGAGAAGGUGGUGGAGAUUGGCUUGGCAAUGAAGGAGGUAAAGAUUCGCCUGGCAACAAAGGAGGUGGAGAAGAAGGCGGUGAGUGGUCUGGCAAUAAGGCAGGUGGAGAUUGCCCUGGCAAUGAAGCAGGUAGAGAAAGUGGUGGAGAUUGACCUGGCAAUGGAGGAGGUAGAGAUUCGCCUGGCAACAAAGGAGGUGGAGAAGAAAGCCGUGAUUCACCUGGCAAUGAAGCAGGUGGUGGAGAUUGGCCUGACAAUGAAGGAAGUAGAGAUUUGCCUGGCAUUGAAAGAAGUGGAGACGAAGAUGGUGACUGGCCUGGCAACAAAGGAGGUGGAAAAGAUGGUGAUACAGAUUGGCCUGGCGUUGAAUGAGGUUGAGAUUGGCCUGGCAAUGAAGCAGAUGGAGAUUGGCCUGGCAAUGAAGCAGAUGGAGAAGGUGGUGGAGAUUGGCCUGGCAAUGAAGGGGGAGAAGAUUCACCUGGCAAUGAAGGAGGUGGAGAAGGUGGUGGAGAUUCACCAUGCAAUGAAGCAGGUGGAGAUUCACCUUGCAAUGAAGCAGGUGGAGAUUCACCUUGCAAUGAAGCAGAUGGAUAAGCUGGUGGCGAUUCACCUUGCAUUGAAGCAGGUGGAGAUUCACCUUGCAAUGAAGCAGGUGGAGAUUCACCUUGCAAUGAAGCAGAUGGAUAAGCUGGUGGCGAUUCACCUUGCAUUGAAGCAGGUGGAGAUUCACCUUGCAAUGAAGCAGAUGGAGAUUCACCUUGCAAUGAAGCAGGUGGAGAAGGUGGUGGAGAUUUACCUUGCAAUGAAGCAGGUGGAGAUGCACCUUGCAAUGAAGCAGAUGGAGAUUCACCUUGCAAUGAAGCAGAUGGAGAAGGUGGUGGAGAUUCACCUAGCAUUGAAGCAGGUGGAGAUUCACCUUGCAAUGAAGCAGAUGGAGAUUCACCUUGCAAUGAAGCAGAUGGAGAAGGUGGUGGAGAUUCACCUUGCAUUGAAGCAGGUGAAGAUUCACCUUGCAAUGAAGCAGAUGGAGAUUCACCUUGCAAUGAAGCAGGUGGAGAAGGUGGUGGAGAUUCACCUUGCAAUGAAGCAGGUGAAGAUUCACCUGGCAAUGAAGGAGGUGGAGAAGGUGGUGGAGAUUGGCAUGUCAAUGAAGAAAGUUGAGAUUGGCCUGGCAAUGAAGCAGGUGGAGGAGAUGGUGGUACAGAUUGGCCUGGCAAUAAAGCGGGUGGAGUUACACAUUUCAAUGUAG